Cyprinus carpio (common carp) is the source of this 774-nucleotide messenger RNA. Its product is annotated as nuclear transport factor 2-like export factor 2. The record is from RefSeq and is a predicted model, not a curated record. Bases 352 to 774 code for a protein of 140 amino acids. Gene Ontology annotation, biological process: protein import into nucleus. The transcript is spliced from 5 exons. Lineage: Eukaryota; Metazoa; Chordata; Actinopteri; Cypriniformes; Cyprinidae. Gene Ontology annotation, cellular component: nuclear pore central transport channel.
UAGUUUUCCGGCGGAACAAUAAUCGCGAACACACAUAUUAGAGCACAUUGUUGUCGAUGCAGGAUUAUUAUUAUUAUUGUUUUUUUAUGAGAAGAGAGCAUAAUUCCGAUAUUGUUUUACACGCAAUAUAAUCCUUUUCAACGUGGGCAUAAACUACGAUUACAAGUUAUUUUCUCACGUACUGUAAUUUUACGCUGCGCAUCUUUUUUUUCAUCUGGCGCUUACCUACAUUUUAAAUCGCUCUGGUUAUUUGAUGUUUUAUUAACGUUAGUAGUUUAAAUAUCAAGUUCUCACAACGACUAAACAUCACAAACAUUCUGUGGGAGAUCUGUGAAGUGGACGUUCAGUAGCAUGGCUUCAACGGUGGACUUCAGGACUCUGGUUGAUCAGUCGUGCAGAUACUCGGAUGAAUUCGUCAACAUCUAUUAUGACUGUAUGGACAAGAGAAGAAGGAACUUGACGAGGCUGUAUCUGGACAAAGCAACGCUAGUGUGGAAUGGAAAUGCUGUCACAGGUCGUGAUGCUCUCGGCGAGUUCUUCGAGUCUCUUCCUUCCAGUGAAUUUCAGGUGCAGUCUCUUGACUGCCAGCCUGUGCACGAACAAGCAACUCAAGGUCAAACCACUUUGUUGGUGGUUACAGCAGGCUCAGUGAAAUUUGACGGAAACAAACAGAGAUACUUCAACCAGAAUUUCUUAUUAACUGCCCAAGCCUCUCCGAACAGCGACCAGCCCGUAUGUAAAAACCCAAUCUACACUUUAUACAUUAACUAUUGA